Molecule: messenger RNA, 1533 nt
Organism: Chelmon rostratus (copperband butterflyfish)
Lineage: Eukaryota; Metazoa; Chordata; Actinopteri; Chaetodontiformes; Chaetodontidae
Product: patatin-like phospholipase domain-containing protein 2
Exons: 9
Coding region: 1-1533 (510 amino acids)
Biological process (GO): positive regulation of triglyceride catabolic process; lipid homeostasis; triglyceride catabolic process
Cellular component (GO): cytoplasm; lipid droplet; membrane
Molecular function (GO): triacylglycerol lipase activity
Source: RefSeq, a predicted model, not a curated record
AUGUUUGAUUUGGAGAAAGAAUGGAGCAUCUCCUUCGCCGGAUGCGGUUUUAUGGGGAUUUAUUAUGUAGGUGCCACCAGCUGUAUUCUUGAACGGUUCCCCCGCUUCAUACAAGACGCCUCAAAAAUCUAUGGAGCGUCAGCAGGUGCUUUGAUGGCCACUGUUCUGUCUGUGGGAAUCCCCCUUGAGAAAUGCUGUGCUGAUUUGAUGUUCAUGGCCAAAGAGGCCAGGAAGCACAAACUGGGGCCCCUGCACCCGGCUUACAACCUGCUGCAGAUAGUAAAGGACUCUCUGGCGGCGAGCCUUCCAGAAGAUGCCCAUGUUCGAGCCUCUGGGAAGCUCUGUGUGUCCCUGACCAGAGUGUCUGAUCGGAAAAACAUACUAGUGUCAGAGUUUGCGACCAGAGAGGAGCUCAUUCAGGCCCUCGUAUGCAGCUGCUUCGUCCCUUUCUACUGUGGUGUUAUUCCACCCACUUACCGCGGAGUGCAUUACGUGGAUGGUGCCGUCAGCGACAACCUGCCGCGAUGCCACCUGAAAAACACCAUCACCUUUUCUGCGUACGCCGGUGAGAGUGAUCUGUGCCCUCGAGCGAGCUCGCUCAGCUUCCACGAGGUGCGCUUCAACAACGUGAGCAUCCAGGUCAGCUCUGAGAACAUGCACAGGGUGACCAGCACUUUCUUCCCCCCGGAGCCUGAGGCCAUGGCUGAAAUCUGCCAGAAUGGCUACAUAGAUGCUCUCCGCUUCCUGCAAGAGAACAAUCUGAUCAGCAGUGAGUCUCCCCUGAGAAGUUUGGAGACGGAUGCGCUCAAAUCAGCUUGUUGUGAUCUGGUGACGGAGCUGCCUGAAGCUGCAGAUUCUGAUGAGAACACACAUCAGAAUGGACAGAAACCACCUCAAGAAGGGCACUGGUGGCUGGAUCCACGGCUCGUAGAACAGCUCCCGGUCAACAUCAGGAAGGCAUUUUGUGAGGCCUGUCGAGAGACACAUACUGCUAGAGGUCUGUUGUCCCACGUGACGGGGUACCUGCCCAAGAAAGUGACGUCUUACCUGCAGAUGCCACGUAUUCUGCCCGUAGAGUCGGCUCACUCUCUAGCCCAGAGACUUGUGGGCUGGAUCCCAGAUGUACCACGGGACAUGAGCUGGCUCUACGGCGUGGCUGGAGACAUAUACAAACAAGCUUGGAAGGGCAAGGCGGAGGUCUGCGACAGCCUGCCAUCAGACCUGAACCUGAUUAAUCAGGGAAAAGAAGACCUGAACGGUCUCCCACUGACCCCAGAAGCUACUCCCACCUCCAGUUUUACCUUCACCUGGAACACACAUCGCGAGUCGCACCACGUGUCUCUGACUCCUCCCCCUACACCCACCUUCAGCCCCACCUCUGGGUUUGACGAAGCCGCCACAGAGUCACCUAAGAGUGCGGGUGGAGGCUGGGGUCUGGGCAGAGCUGUGGGCUGGAUCCGAAAUAUUGCAUCCGAGCAAAUUUCAAACCGCAAGAAAACAGGUGAUUCUGCGUCGUUUCUUGCAUUCAAGUAA